Molecule: messenger RNA, 1369 nt
Organism: Oryza brachyantha (malo sina)
Lineage: Eukaryota; Viridiplantae; Streptophyta; Magnoliopsida; Poales; Poaceae
Exons: 4
Coding region: 213-1106 (297 amino acids)
Biological process (GO): mitotic sister chromatid cohesion
Cellular component (GO): cytoplasm; NatA complex
Molecular function (GO): N-acetyltransferase activity
Source: RefSeq, a predicted model, not a curated record
CCCAUACUGAAAUAUGAAUUAAUUUAGAUUUCUCUCGUUGCAAUUCACAUAGACUUCUCUCUCUAUGUAAAAGCGAGAUCCACUGCUGAAAAAAUCAGAGCCGUCCGAUGCGUCGGGAGCGCGGAUAGGAGCAGUGCGAAGGAGCAGACAUCCGUCUGUCCACCGCCCCUUCCGCUAACGCCGCCGACCUCCUUCCCCUCCCGCGCUCAGCCAUGGCUGUCGUCCUCCGACCAUCCACGCUCCUCCCCCAACCCAUCCCCUCCUCCUCCUCCUCCCCCCAGUCCAGGAGCCGCUCCGCCUCCGGGCUCAGGUUCCCCGCGGCAGUCCUCGCCCCGGCUCCUCCCGCGCCUCGCAGCAGGGCCGUCUUCUGCCGCCAUGGCGUCGCGGGAAGACGCGGGAGGAGGAGAGGCCGGCGGCUCGCUUGCCUUCCCACCAAGGUGGAGGAGGAGGAGGAGGAGGCCGGCGUGGCGGGAGGCGGGGAGGAGGUGGAGGGGUACCUGGCGAGGGAGGGCGGGUGGGGGGUGCGGCGGAUGGGGCGGGUCGGCGAGGAGAUGCGGCGGGUGGCGCUCGUCCAGGCCGAGGCCUUCCACGUCCCCGUCGCGCUCUUCAACGACUUCUUCUUCGAUUUCUUCAAAGCAGAGGUGCUGUCGGCGCUCAUCUACAGAUUGAGGAAUUCGCCGCCUGACAGGUAUGCUUGUUUGGUGGCAGAAGAAGCCGAUGUGACUGGCCAGCUUUUUCAGGCACCAUACGAGAAAAUUGUUGGUGUGGUGGACUGCACAGUUCUGGACGAAGCCGACAUCCUUAAGAACCUCCAAGAUGUCAAUGAGUACUUCUAUGUGUCAGGAAUCGCGGUGUUGCCAUCAUUCAGGAGGAGGAAGGUAGGGACUACGCUGCUGAAAGCCUGCGAGGCACUAGCGCUCCAAUGGAGGCAGAGAUUCAUGGUGCUGAGGGCUUACGAGGAUGACGAUGGAGCUCGAGGUCUUUACUCCAAGGCAGGGUACAGGGUGGUAUCAAGGGAUCCUGGCUGGGUCACCUGGGUGGGAAGGAGACGGCGUGUUCUGAUGAUAAAAGAGCUGCCUAUCCAUGACCAUCAAUUAGAACAGUAAUGACGAGAUUCUUUACCUAGCCAUGAAUUGAUCUGUCUAAAUGUCACUUUUGCUGUGAAUAUGAAUAGUGCAUAUGAAUAUUUUGAAUGGCUGUUAGCAAUGGCGAUCUUUUUGCCAGUAUCAUAGAAGUACAGAACGUUGAAGUCCCCUUGUUGCCAUUUGAGAUAGUGCGAGACAGAAAUCACUUGAAUGUGAAUUAGCAAUCGUUUUAAUACCAACUCAACUUGGUUUUGUGGGGAUUUUAGGGCAAUUUUCUUUUUCCC